UAGCAUAUAUAUGUACAUCAUAUAUAGUGUGAUUUAAUUGGGUACUUCUGAGUUUUGAUCGCCUCAAUAUUGAUCUCUUUCAGGUGUGAGAGCAGAAAAGAACUUCCAGACUGAGCAGGAUGCUUUCAAAGGGCACCGGCUCUGCCGUUGGUCUCCUUAGCUUGUAUCUUGUGGUGUGUGUGAGCCUACAGUCUAACUCAUCGUUUGCUUUUGAAGAGUAUCCAGAUGAACCUUGCACUAUAAACCUGAUAUUACGACAUUUCCGACUGAUUUUAUCCUGGGAAUUACAAAGCCAGUCCAGCCCACCAACCAACUACACACUCUGGUACACGAUCAUGAGCAAAGCUGAAGACCUGAAGAAGGUCGAGAACUGUACAGAUAUCACGGAGCCAUUAUGUGAUGUGACUGACGAGUGGUUGGAGGGCCGGGAAACCUAUGUCCCCAUCAUUGUAGUGCACAGAGGGGACUCAACGGUGUGCCGCUGCUCAGACUACGUCUGGCCCACAGAUGUUCUUCUAGAGCCACCAGAAUUUAAGAUUAUUGGCUUUAAGGACCACAUAAACGUGAUGAUGGAGUUUCCACCUGCCACUUACAAGCUAUUCGGGGAAAGCUUAUGGAAAAGACUGGAGUCUACAUCCAUCGUCAUCGAGGAACAGACAGAGGACAGCAUUAGGAUAAAACACAAGCCCCAAAUGAAUAAUGUCACUGGGAACUUCACGUAUGUCCUUAGAGACUUACUUCCAAAGACAAACUACUGUGUGUCUGUUUAUUUUGAUGGUACAUCUUUAAAAUCUCCCUUAAAAUGCACCGUCCUUCAGCCUGACCAGGAAUCAGGAUUAUCAGAGUCUGCCAAAGUGGGAAUAUUUAUUGCGUGCUUGAUAGUGAUGGCUUUUGUGAGCACCGUCAUAAUGCUGAAACAGAUUGGCUACAUAUGCUUAAAAGACAAAUUCCCCAAUGCCUUGAACUUCCGUAACUUUUUAACCUGGAUAUUCCCUGAGUGGCCACCUUCAGAAGCCAUCGACUGGCUGGAAGUCAUUCCCAAAAACACGAAGAAGAGACUGUGGAAUUACGACUAUGGGGAUGGCAGUGACAGUGACGAAGAGGUCCCCAAAACAAGUGUCACUGGCUAUACCAUGCAUGGACUGAUGGGCAAGCCUCUACCACAAACCUCUGACGUUUCACCCAACCCUGAGGAACCCCCUCAUGAAGAAGAUUCAGGUGCUGAGGAAUCUGAUGAAGCUAGGGCAGGGGCUGGAGCUGAGCCACAACUCCCCACAGAGGUCAAGGCAGGGCCUAUAGAAGACCCCAGUGGCCCCUAUGAGAGAAGAAAGAGUGUGCUCAAGGACGACUCCUUCCCUGGGGAGGACAACAGCUCCAUGGAUGCGCCUGGGGACAGAGUUAUCUUCAAUGUGAACUUAAACUCUGUGUUUCUAAGAGCUCUCCACGAUGAAGAUGCCUCAGAAACCAUAUCUCUCACAGAAGAUACGGUCCUCCUAGAUGAGGGUCCCCACAGGACAGAGUCAGACCUUCAGAUAGCUGGAGGUGACAGGACACAGCUGCCCGACCCUAGCUUCUCUUCCCAGGGUCUAUGGACUGAAGAUGAGUCAUCUGAAAAAACAGACACCUCAGAUUCCGAUACUGAUGCAGGGGACGGCUACAUCAUGAGAUGACUCCAAAGCAGUUCUUUGGCUGGAGCUGGGCACCUACAGGGUUCUGUUCACAGCCUGACUCCAUACCUUGUGCUCUCCAGGUGUCUGUGAGGGAGGGACUAGAGAAUGUCACAGCCCUCUUGGUUCUUGCUGGAUGCCCUUCUCUAUGCAGAUUACCAAUUCGGGCAUCAGGAUUGUUUACAUGGGUCAUAAGGUCAUGAGUGUGACCUGCCCACCCCCUUUCCCCUAAUGCACUAAGGUGGUUUGUAUUAUGCUUCCAAAGGAACAGUGUUCUGUGGUUUUAAGAGGCAGCCAAGGUCUCCCAUCCCUGUGUUGUUUCUAGGAAAUGAUUAAAUUGGGGAAGAGAAAAGGAAAGAAAAACUGGUCAUGAAGUGUUCAGCAAGAUUCCAGGAUUGAACCUGAAGUGGGGCAGAAGGGGAGGAGGUAGGGCAUCCUGAGCUGGCAAGGUUUGAGCCCCCGAUGUCUGGGCACUUCCCAGAUGUCAAGAUCUGUCUCCUUCACUCAGAAAUUCAUUCACAGCCACCCAUAAAACCCUUACAGUUUAAGUGAGGAGAGGGAGGAGCCUCGUGAAGGAUCCUAGAAUCUGACAAGUGCCUCAGAGAGAGGAAUCUCAUGGCCAUAUUUUAAGGUUUUUCCCGAUUCACCUCUUCGACCUUCAGUUUCUUAAUUUAUGGAUAAAGGGGUUGAGCAGGUAAUCUCCAUCAUCGAGACUCAAGGGGAGGUGGUGAGCCCAGGUUGAUGAAGGGUGUAGGACCCUCCCAUAUUUCUCUUCUUACCCCAAACCCCAAGUGUCUCUCACAUGUUUCUACUCAGAGGAGCUGAUCCUGGCUCCAAAGCUUCCUAUAGAUUACCC
Messenger RNA from Rattus rattus (black rat), 2523 nucleotides. RefSeq names its product interferon alpha and beta receptor subunit 2 (gene Ifnar2). The coding region runs from base 120 to 1670 and encodes 516 amino acids. Lineage: Eukaryota; Metazoa; Chordata; Mammalia; Rodentia; Muridae. The record is from RefSeq and is a predicted model, not a curated record. Gene Ontology annotation, molecular function: interleukin-22 receptor activity; protein binding. The transcript is spliced from 9 exons.